Pseudozyma hubeiensis SY62 is the source of this 567-nucleotide messenger RNA. RefSeq lists its product as hypothetical. Bases 1 to 567 code for a protein of 188 amino acids. Lineage: Eukaryota; Fungi; Basidiomycota; Ustilaginomycetes; Ustilaginales; Ustilaginaceae. The record is from RefSeq and is a predicted model, not a curated record. Gene Ontology annotation, biological process: UDP-N-acetylglucosamine biosynthetic process. The transcript is spliced from 3 exons. Gene Ontology annotation, molecular function: monosaccharide binding; glucosamine 6-phosphate N-acetyltransferase activity. Gene Ontology annotation, cellular component: endoplasmic reticulum-Golgi intermediate compartment; Golgi apparatus; endoplasmic reticulum.
AUGGAGCGCAAGAAGCCAUCGACAGUGCUGAUAUCCAUGAUGCCUAGCGUCCAAGAGACUUCAACGAUGAAGCUAGCGUUCCCGAUCGAGGACAUUCCACAAGAAUGCUUUGCAGCACUGCCCGACGCCUACACCAUGCGACCAUUGGCGUCAAGCGACUACAGCCGUGGCUUCAACGAAGUGCUAGAGUGCCUGGUAGAAACACCUGACGAAGGCGAAGCCGCAUGGAAAGGGCGAUUCGACGCCAUGGUCGCGGCCAAUGGCACAUACUAUCCGAUCGUCAUCGUUUCGAAGGAAACGGAUAGGAUCGUAGCCAUGGGAACCGUGGUCGUCGAGCUCAAGUUCUUCCGUGGGCUGACCAAGGUAGGCCACGUCGAGGACAUCGUCGUCGACACAAGGUUGCAUAGCAAAGGCUUGGGCAAGAUCGUCGUCGAAACGGUAAAGGCGAUUGGCAUCUCGAAAGGUUGUAGCGGCAUCAUCCUCAAUUGCAGCGACGAGAAGAAACCCUUUUAUGAGAAGUGCGGCUUCACGUACAGCGGCUUGCAAAUGGCCAAGAGGCUCCGCUGA